GUCCGUACUUUGCCUGCAGGCUGCGGGCCUGGUGUCCGGGAGCCCAGAGUUCCCAUCGGGGCCUCUAGGGCCCUUGAGCGAGCAGCUUGACCGAACCCCUCUGGACUGACUGCAUUUCUCUCAGGGACCUCUGGGCCGGGAAGUCCUGUCCUGCGUGGAGCGUGUCCCUGGGGUGGGGUGGAGUGGGCGCGAAGUACUAACCGACCCGGAAGUAGGAGCGGUGGAGUCACACUUAGCCUUCUUCCUGGGUUAGGCACGUCUUUCACGUAAUACACUCUUCCCCCCGGAAAAUUUUAAAUAUCCCUUGAUAAUGGAUUUUUACCCAGCCCUCGUGGUGCUGAUGUUUUUGCAAAUAAUGACAGUACUUCGCGAAACGGAUCUGCCAAUUGGUUUAAUGACCAUUUUCAAUAGGACAGCUUUAAAGAACAUUUGUCAUUUAUGUUAUUUCCUUUCUUCCACUCAGUGACCCAGUGAGAUAGGGAAGGUUACAGAGAAUGCCAUUUGCGAUGAAGUGACCCUCAAUCACAUGGAUUAUGCUAAAGAAAGAUAUGGCGUAUCUUCAAUGAUACAAUCACAAGAAAAACCAGAUCGGGUUUUGGUUCGAGUUAGAGACUUGACAGUACAAAAAGCUGAUGAAGUUGUUUGGGUGCGUGCAAGGGUUCAUACAAGCAGAGCUAAAGGGAAGCAGUGUUUCUUAGUCCUACGUCAGCAGCAGUUUAAUGUCCAGGCUCUUGUGGCUGUGGGAGACCAUGCAAGCAAGCAGAUGGUUAAAUUUGCUGCCAACAUCAGCAAAGAGAGCAUCGUGGACAUAGAGGGUGUUGUGAGAAAAGUGAAUCAGAAAAUUGGAAGCUGUACACAGCAAGAUGUUGAGUUACAUGUUCAAAAGAUUUAUGUGAUCAGUAUGGCUGAACCCCGCCUGCCCCUGCAGCUGGAUGAUGCCAUUCGGCCUGAAGUGGAAGGAGAAGAGGAAGGAAGAGCUACUGUUAACCAGGAUACAAGACUAGACAACAGAGUCAUUGACCUUAGGACAUCAACUAGUCAAGCAGUCUUCCGUCUCCAGUCUGGCAUCUGCCAGCUCUUCCGAGAAACUUUAAUUAACAAAGGUUUUGUGGAAAUCCAAACUCCCAAAAUUAUUUCAGCUGCCAGUGAAGGAGGAGCCAAUGUAUUUACUGUGUCAUAUUUUAAAAAUAAUGCAUACCUGGCUCAGUCCCCACAGCUGUAUAAGCAGAUGUGUAUUUGUGCUGAUUUUGAGAAGGUUUUCUGUAUUGGACCAGUGUUCAGAGCUGAAGACUCCAAUACCCACAGGCAUCUAACUGAAUUUGUUGGUUUGGAUAUUGAAAUGGCUUUUAAUUACCAUUACCAUGAAGUUGUAGAAGAAAUUGCUGACACCUUGGUACAAAUAUUCAAAGGACUUCAAGAAAGGUUUGAGACUGAAAUUCAAAUGGUGAAUAAACAAUUCCCAUGUGAGCCAUUCAAGUUCUUGGAGCCAACUUUAAGACUAGAAUAUUGUGAAGCACUGGCUAUGCUUAGGGAAGCCGGCAUCGAAAUGGGAGAUGAAGAAGAUCUGAGUACACCAAAUGAAAAACUGUUGGGUCGAUUGGUAAAGGAAAAGUAUGAUACAGAUUUUUAUAUUCUUGAUAAAUAUCCCUUGGCUGUAAGACCUUUCUAUACCAUGCCUGACCCAAGAAAUCCUAAACAGUCCAACUCUUACGAUAUGUUUAUGAGAGGGGAGGAAAUUUUGUCAGGAGCUCAAAGAAUUCAUGAUCCUCAACUGCUGACAGAGAGAGCCUUACAUCAUGGAAUUGAUUUAGAGAAAAUUAAGGCUUACAUCGAUUCUUUCCGCUUUGGAGCACCUCCUCAUGCCGGUGGAGGGAUUGGGUUGGAACGAGUGACUAUGCUGUUUUUGGGAUUACACAAUGUUCGUCAAACCUCGAUGUUCCCCCGUGAUCCUAAACGACUCACUCCUUAAGGAAAGCUGUGGUUUUUAUUCUUUCCAGUAACCUGCUAUCGAUCAGGCUGUACCUUAGGCACUUAGAAUAUGCAAUAAAAUAAAUGCCUUCUCUAAAGUGCUACAAUUAUUUUUGGAUUAAUUCAGUAUAGGUUAAUUUAAAAGAGAAGAUUUUUAUAACUUUGGACAUGCUUUCAGUAGGAAAUGCUUGAACAUUUUAAUAAGAAAUUCAUACAGUUAUGUUGAAAAUUCAUAUUCCAUUACCACAGUAAACAUUAAUAGUUUUAAACAGUUAAGAUUAUGCAGUUUUUUUUUUCUUUUCUAUAUUACAAUGACCACAGGAUUGAGGUCUUAAAUUUUCAAUAUUUGAACUUACUUUUUUUAAUUAUGACAUUGAAAUAAGAAUAGCUGGAGAAGUAUCUGAGAUUUUUGUGACUGUAUAAUUGGCUUAUCAUGGAAAAUUAGAACGUACCCAUUCUUAAAAUUAUGCCCAGAAGUCAUAUAAAGCAGGUGAAAAUACUGGUUAGAAAAUAUUCAAUAUAAUAUUGUUUUAAAUUGUUAUAUUCUAAGUCUGGGUUUCAAUAAAAUUUUAAUGCUAAU
This is a messenger RNA of Trichechus manatus latirostris (Florida manatee), 2548 nucleotides long. RefSeq names its product aspartyl-tRNA synthetase 1 (gene DARS1). Lineage: Eukaryota; Metazoa; Chordata; Mammalia; Sirenia; Trichechidae. Bases 527 to 1969 code for a protein of 480 amino acids. The transcript has 16 exons. Gene Ontology annotation, molecular function: aspartate-tRNA ligase activity; RNA binding; ATP binding. Gene Ontology annotation, biological process: aspartyl-tRNA aminoacylation. Gene Ontology annotation, cellular component: aminoacyl-tRNA synthetase multienzyme complex; cytoplasm; cytosol. The record is from RefSeq and is a predicted model, not a curated record.